AAUUACAUAGGGCUUUUGAAAGAAAAAAGAAGAAGAAAGAAAAACCUAUUUCGGAUGUGUUUAAUCGUUUGUCGUUGAAUCAUAGUAUGUGCAUGCCAUUACCCAGUUGUAAUAUUCUUUGGAGGUUAUAUUCCAUCGUUCGCCAGAUCAGAACUGCAGCUACUUUGUCACCGUAGUGCAACCACCGGUGACCCAUUCCUGUUAAUCUCCGAUUUGCAGGAUGGAGCUCUAGGUUGCAUUUUGGAGUGUUCUAGCUCCAAAGCAUUGGUUGUGCCAGAGGGUGUGAACUUGUAUGUUUAUAGAAUCACAGGGGCAAUUUGGUAAUACAAAAUGGCUGAUGCACAAGAGAUGUGGUGCCUUGUGACUGGAGGAAGAGGGUUUGCAGCAAGGCAUUUAGUGGAUAUGCUGAUCCGUUAUGAUAUAUAUGCAGUUAGAAUUGCAGAUAUUGGGCCUGAUAUCAGGCUUGAAAGCCAUGAAGAGAGAGGAAUUCUUGGGCAAGCAUUAUCCUCAGGUCGUGCUCAAUAUGUAUCUAUGGAUCUGCGCAACAAAUCUCAAGUAUAUAAAGCUUGUCAAGGGGUUGAAGUUGUUUUUCAUAUGGCUGCUCCAGAUUCAUCAAUCAAUAACCACCAGCUGCAUUAUUCAGUCAAUGUUCAUGGCACAAAGAACAUAAUUGAUGCUUGUAGUGUGUUAAAUGUGAAAAGGCUUAUCUAUACUAGUUCUCCUAGUGUGGUGUUUGAUGGGAUACAUGGAAUACUUGAUGGGGUUGAAGCAAUGCCAUAUCCUGCCAAGCACAAUGAUUCAUAUUCUUCAACUAAGGCUGAAGGAGAGGCAUUAGUUAUCAAGGCAAAUGGCAUGAAUGGACUUUUGACAUGCUGUAUUCGUCCUAGCAGCAUUUUUGGUCCUGGUGAUAAGUUGCUUGUUCCAACAUUAGUUGCUGCAGCAAGAGCAGGAAAAUCAAAGUUUAUGAUUGGGGAUGGAAAGAACAUGUAUGAUUUCACUUAUGUUGAAAAUGUGGCACAUGCACAUGUAUGUGCUGAAAGAGCUCUUGCAUCAGGAGGUACUGUAUCAAAGAGAGCUGCAGGCGAGGCUUAUUUUAUAACUAACAUGGAGCCGAUCAAGUUUUGGGAGUUCAUGGCACUUAUUCUUUCAGGCCUUGGCUAUGAAAGGCCACAAAUCAAGAUUCCUGCUUUUGUGAUUAUGCCAAUUGCCCAUUUAGUAGAGCGUAUAUAUCAGAGGUUAGCACCCUAUGGGAUGAAGGUACCACAGUUGACACCUUCAAGAAUCAGACUCCUCACUUGCAACACAACUUUUAGUUCUUUAAAAGCAAAUGAUCGACUUGGCUACAGACCUAUUGUAUCACUUCAGGAGGGUGUGAAAAGAACUGUUGACUCGUAUGCUGAUCUCAGAGCUGAACUUUGGCAUAGUAAGGAAAGACCUUCUAAAGCCGCUGUAUGUCUUGGAAAUGGAAUUGUUGCAGACAUACUUCUAUGGAGGGAUGCAAAAGUGACACUUGGUGCAAUGGUGGUUUUGUUUGGAUUCUAUGUCAAUUUUGUAGUACCUGGACAAACCAUGAUUACUUCCAUUUCCAAAGUCUUCAUCAUGGCAACCAUUUUUUUGUUUAUCCAUGGGAGGUUGCCAAAUAGUUUCAUGGGAUAUUCAAUUGACAAAAUUCCAAAAUCAAAGUUUCAGUUCACAGAUAAAUCAUACCACCAGACUGCUUUAUCAGUGGCUUCUUCAUGGAAUUAUGCAGCUAAUAGUCUAACAUCUAUUUCCAGUGCGAGUGACUCAAGGAUAUUCUUCAAGAUGGUUAUAUCACUCUUCAUGCUUGGCUUGAUUGGAUCCUUGUCACUUCAAAGUUUCUUUUCGAAAGUGCUUCCCUUUGCCUUUGUUGCUUUCUACCUUUAUGAGCAAAAGGAAAACAAAAUCGAUGAAUUUCUUGAAAAAGGUGUCCCGAUCAAACGCUUGUCAAAUUCCUUCUUUCCAAGAUUAUUUAAUCCCUUCAAGCCCAUUAACAAACGGCCUACAUAA
Lactuca virosa is the source of this 2028-nucleotide messenger RNA. NCBI's taxonomy places the organism in Eukaryota, Viridiplantae, Streptophyta, Magnoliopsida, Asterales, Asteraceae. The record is from the annotation of a GenBank genome assembly.